Messenger RNA from Thunnus maccoyii (southern bluefin tuna), 8361 nucleotides. RefSeq names its product zinc finger protein 318 (gene znf318). NCBI's taxonomy places the organism in Eukaryota, Metazoa, Chordata, Actinopteri, Scombriformes, Scombridae. Gene Ontology annotation, molecular function: nucleic acid binding; zinc ion binding. Gene Ontology annotation, biological process: negative regulation of DNA-templated transcription; positive regulation of DNA-templated transcription. The record is from RefSeq and is a predicted model, not a curated record. Bases 324 to 6290 code for a protein of 1988 amino acids. Gene Ontology annotation, cellular component: nucleoplasm. The transcript has 11 exons.
GCUGAGGAAGAUCGUGAGAUAUGAUUGAGAGCUCCAGAGGACCCACUAAAUGGACCUUGUGAUGAGAUGAGGUGUUGUGUACAUGUUGUCCUGCAGGGGGCAGCAGCUCGCUCAGUCCUGUCUGUUUGUUUCUGUCUGUAGAAGAAGAAGUUUUGUGUGCAAGCAGAGACUGAUCGGCGUAAAGAAUCAAUUUCCUUAUGAAUACUUUAAUAAUCGGUUUGUACAGACAGUAAACUGAUUGCGGGUUUUAGAUUUGCAUCAAACGAACCCUGGAUACAUCCGCUGGUUGACCGCGGGAAGCCACAGAAUCUCUGCGGGAGGAGAUGUACCGCGGUCGGCCUCCGCCGAGAGGAGGCUACGCGCCGCCUUUCGAAGGCCGCGGUCCCCCGCCGCCGCGGCCAUACAUGGCACCGGGCUACAGAGACGACAGGAGCCGUCCCAGGCCCCCGUACCACCCCGGCUACCACGACCACGGACACCCGGACUACCGUCGCUCCCCGCCGCGCAGGAGGUACCCUUCCCCCGGGGCAGGAAGUCACCGAAGCGGGGAGUACUGGGCCGGAGCUCCGCCGAGAGAGAGAUCUCCGUCACCACGAGGACCGCUUCCCCUCGACCACAACCUGGUCAUCACUGUCGGCAACGAGCUGACCGGACCAUCUGGCUCCGCCCCCCCACGCCAUCAUGAGAGAGAUUACCGUCCUCGACCCGAGUAUGAGCGCAGCCGCAGCAGGGGGCGGAGCCGCCCUCGCAGCCGGAGUCGAGAGCGAAGUCCAGACCGGAUCCGGGCCAAGAGCCGGCCCCGCAGCCAGAGCCGGAGUCCGGACCGAAGCCGGGCCAAGAGCCGGGGCCGCAGCAAGAGCCGGAGUCCGGACCGGAGCCGGGCCAAGAGCCGGGGCCGCAGCAAGAGCCGGGCGAGGAGCAAGAGCCGGCCCCGCAGCCAGAGCCGCAGCCCGGACCGGAGCCGAGCCAAGAGCCGGGGCCGCAGCAAGAGCCGCCCUCACAGCAAGUCCAGAUCCAGGUCCAGAGGGCGGAGCCGGGGGAGGAGCUACAGCAAAGCAGCCAGUCGCACCCGCAGUAAGAGCCGGAGGAGGAGUCGCAGCGUGAGCAGCAGCUCGAGCUCCAGCAGCCGCAGCACUGACGACAGCGACGAGAAGUCCAGGAGAGAGUUCAGGGAGCUGGACACGGCCCGGCGCAGGAAGGAGCUGGAGGAGAUGCUGAGUCUGCCGACAAAAUCCAUCCUCAAGAAACGCAACGACUCCGAGGACUCGCCGUCUGUCAGGAGCUCAGACUCUCCCAGAGGUCUGCAGGGCUCCAACAUCUCCCGCGUGGCCGACCAGCUGCUGCAGGCCAUGAAAGGCAUGGAGCCUCACAUGGUGGCGUCCAUGCUGUCGGAGCUCCGGUCCGACCCGCAGAUGGCUCAGCGCGCCGGUCUCGACGCCGAGUUCAAAGAGAUCCUGAACCUGUUCGGUCCGGCGGCGGCGGCCGGGGCGGCCAAGGCUCCGGAGAAGACCGUGGACGACAUCGACGACGAGGAGAAGUUCCUGUACGGAGACGCGGAGGAGCCCAAACCGCCGGCGCCGCCAGAGCCGCUGCGACACCACACGUUGGAUCUGUACGCGGACGUGACGGAGGAGGCGCUGUAUGGAGAUUACCCGCCGCAGAAAGCCGUCCUCGCUCAGACAUACGGCCUCCCCCAGGGGGCCUCGCCACACCUUCAGGCCCCUCCUACCAGAGGUGAGGUAGACAUGAGGUACGCCAGUCGACCCACCAUCAGCCCCGACCAGAACAUUACGGUCCAGGUGUCGAACCCCGCCUACCCGCCGGGGACGGAGCCACUGGAGGAGAGCGAGCGGCAGGCGCUGGAGGAAUACGAGAAAAUCCAGGACUUGCUGCAGACCAUCGGUCUGGACCUGGGUGUGGUCGAGAUCAGCAAGAUGGCCGCCAGGACCAAGGAGCGGCUCCAUGGAAACAAGCCGCCUCCCAAGACGCCCACACGGCGCCAGCGGUACUCCUCCUGCAGCUCGGACGGCAGCCGGCACAGCCGCGGGCACAGGAGGCGGAGCCACAGCGGCAGCUCCAGCUGCAGCAGCAGCAGGAGUCGCAGCCGAGCCGGCAGCUGGAGCAGCGACGACGGCCGCAGGAAGAGCGGCGCCGUGGCUCCGCCCAAAUCCCUCAAAGAGAUGAAAGGCGGAGCCACGGUACCGCCGGCUCACAAAGAGCUGCCGCCACAAGCCCCAGAACCCAGCGCCAUCCCCACCCACACCGGGGUGCCCAUCCCCACAUACCCCCCCUCACAGGUGCACAGCAUGAUGCCACCCAACUACCCGCCGCCGGGGUACAGCCAGUACGGGAACUACCUGCCCUACAUGCACCAGCAGUGGCCGCCCAUGUACCCGCCCCCCAGCAUGACCCUGCCCCCCCAGACCGCCCCCGACGACUUCCCCCCCACAAUGCCAUACAAACCGCCCUACAAUAAGCAGACCCCCGAGCCCGGGGUCAAAGGUUUGAUGAAGAGUUCGGUCCAGGACGGUGACAAAGGAAACUCUAAAGUCAGCAGCCAUGAGAGGAGAGUGUCUGAGGAGCAGAACAACGAGAGCCAGAAGCAGAAGGUUCUGGAGGAAAGAGAGAAGCUGAAGCAGGACAGAGAGCUGAGGAUGAAGAAGAAGGAGUAUCUGAUGAAGGAGCUGGAGAGACUCAGGAAGCAGCAAGGCGAGCUCCUGAGGAAGAAGCGCCGCGAGAAGGACGGCCACAAAGACCCUCUGCUGCAGAAGAUCAGCCACCUGCAGGAGGACGUCAUGACUCAGAUCUCCAACCUGCGCAAAGAGCACGAGGCCGCCGAGAAGAAACGCAGCGAGAUCGACAAGGUGGCGCUCAUCCUGGGCCUGACGCCGUCCGACCGGCCGCGCAGGGCCGGCAAGCCGGUCGACGAGCAGGAGGACGCGUCGCCACCACAGAAGAAGAAACGGGAGCCGGAGAGGAGCCCCGAGGGACGGCAGGCGGUCGGCGGCUCCACGCUAAAGCAGACCUCCUCGGCACCUUCGGCGUCUUCGUCGUCGUUGUCAAGAGCUUCGCCGGACAAGCCGCCUGCCAGCGCCCCGGCUCCGCCUCCGACCCCGCCCCCUGAGCCGUUCGAAUACUAUGACGCUGGAAACCACUGGUGCAAAAACUGUAACCUCACCUCUGGUUCCAUGUUUGAUUUUUUCACGCACUUGCACAGCAAAAUUCACCGAAAGACGCUGGACCCGUACGACCGACCCUGGGCUUCCACUCCCACCAAAAUCACCAAGAACAUGCCGUCAGAAGAGAAGCUGACGAAACCCGCCAAAGGUUCGGAGUUCCUGCUGCCCGUCAGAGGAUUCUUCUGCCUGCUGUGUAAAGAGUUUUACGGAGACGCCAUCUGUGCAGAAGAGCACGUCACCACCCAUUCUCACAAUGAGAAGUACAAGAAACAAAUGUAUGAGAAUCCACUGUACGAACAGAGGAGGAACUUGGAUCGCCAGGCAGGACUGGCCAUAGAGACGAGUGGAAAGAAACGCAAACACGAUGACGAGGAGAAAGGCAGCAAAGACAAGGAGGAAAAGACCAAACACAAAAAGGAGAAAAAGGACAAGGAGAAAAAGAAGGAGGAGGAUGAUGAUGGUCGGAAAGAGGAGAAAUCCAAAGAUAAAAAGGAGGAAGAGGAGGAAAAGCCGAAACUGGGCAAGAAGGAAGAGGAUUUUAAAAAUGCCAAGAGCAAGGGAGAGGAGAGUCCUUCUUACAGCAAGAAAGAUGAAGAUGAAAAAUACAAAUACAACAAGAAGGAUGAUAAAUACCGGUACAGCCGAGAGGAAGAGGAGAGGGCUAAAUACAGCAGAAGAGAUGAGGAAGACAGAUACAAAUACAGCAAAGAAGAAGAAUAUCGAUACCGGUAUCGCAGGGAGGAAGAUGACAGAUAUGACAACCGACCAAGAUAUGGCCCAAGAGACGAUGAUGACAAGUAUAAAUAUGGUAAAUAUUCAGAUACCAGGUCCAAGUAUGACAGGGAGCGAGAUGAAGGAAAACUUAAGGCUGAAAAGGAAGCUUUUAAAAAGCCUGAGCUCGGGAAACUGGAGGUCCACAAACAGCCUGAACCUCCGUCAAAACCCUACGACCCACCCAAAAUCCUCUGUGGACCCAGUCCAGCCAUGAGGGCAAAGCUCCGCAAGCAGAGCCUGGAGGCUGGCAAACCAGCACCCAUGACCACAACACCCUCGUUCGGAAAGUUCACGUGGAAGAAGAGGGAGAACGUGCUGGCAAAGGAGGCGGAAAAAGUGGCCGCUGAGUUCAUCAAGGAGGAGGAAGCGUCUGUGAAGCUGAAUCCGGUCUCAGUGGAAGAUUCUUUUGCAAAGUCUAUGGCUGUCGCUAAGGAGAUAGCUGAGAAGCUGUCAGGCCAGAGCAACAUGCCUCCUCCCUGGGUGACCCAGGGCGCCAACCGGGGAAGAAUCCGGCCCAACCUCCCUGCACCUGCUGCAGUCCUGAGGAAAACAGCCAUGAUGGGUAGACCUGCACCUCUGAAUACCUUUCUCUCCAUGAGACCCCAAAACACAGGUGCACUAGGGACUCCUCCCAAAGACUUCCCGAUAUUCACUGAUCCUCUCACAAAGGCUCUAAACGCCCAGAACGCACUGCUGGAAACUAAACCUGUGCCGCCAGUUGGUAAACCUGGUCCAUUCGAGGCUGUGCCUGCACUGCCGGUGUCUAAACCUGUGCCAUUUGAGGUUAAACCUGCGCCACCGGUGUCUAAACCUGCCCCAGUGGAGGUUAAACCUGCCCCAGUGGAGGUUAAACCUGCGCCACCGGUGUCUAAACCUGCCCCAACAGAGGUUAAACCUGCCCCAGUGGAGGCUGCCUCUGCUCCAUCUGAAACCACCCCUGCUCCAUCUGAGGCUAAACCUGCACAAUCAACAAUGAUAAAGAUAGUGUCUGAUGUGGCCGCUCCCGGCGUCCCGGAGAGCGAGCAGACCCGUACGGUGUUUGUCAAGCCUCCACCUUUCAUGAACAUGGGCGAUGGAGCUCAGAGGUCUGAGAAACUGAAGAGUAACCUGGCUGCAGCCAAAGCCCAGGACUUAUUUGGCAUCUUCUACAGUAGUGUCAGCCAGUCAGGCACUUCCUCCAUCACCAAACCAGUGACGGUGGAUGCCAGCCAGUCAGGCACUCCCUCCAUCACCAAACCAGUAACGGUGGAUGCCAGCCAGUCAGGCACUUCCUCCAUCACCAAACCAGUAACGGUGGAUGCCAGCCAGUCAGGUACUUCCUCCAUCACCAAACCAGUAACGGUGGAUGCUAGCCAGUCAGGCAUUUCCUCCAUAACCAAACCAGUAAUCACAGACGCCAGCCAGUCAGGCACUUCCUCCAUCACCAAACCAGUAAUCGCAGACGCCAGCCAGUCAGGCACUUCCUCUAUCACCAAACCAGUAAUGGCAGACACCAGAGCUGAUUGGAGUGGCACCAAUAAAAGUACAGUUGUAGCCCAUCAAGCAUCAAUACCACAACCCCAGGCCCAGCCUAAAACCCAGCCCCAACCUCCAACUGAGGUUCAUACGUCUCCACGACCAGACUCAAACAAUUCACCAUCAAGUACACAAACUCAGUCAAAAUUAGACAUUCAGAUUGCAUCAGUUUGGUCCAUGCAGCCUGUCCCAGCUCCAACACCUGAGGAGGCUCCAUUCAAACCUACUUCACAAACUUCAACUCCGUCUGAGGCUCAGAGUGUCCCUCAAAACCAGUCCCAGACUCCUAAAUUUGAGUCCCAAAUUGCCCCACAAACUGAGCCUGCCAAGCUGGAACCAACAUCACAAACUCAUCCCAAACUGGUUCCUCAAAUUCAGACAGAACCACAAUCUGAACCCCAACCAGACCAGGACACUCAGCCCCAGGGUCUUCCAGAGUCCCUCUCUGACACAGCUCCAGUAACCGAACUUGAAUCCAAGCCAGGUCCCAAAACUAGAGGCAAAAUGACUCCUACAAAGAGAACCCCUCCUGCCUCUGGCCCUGUCCGACAAACCCGAUCCCAAACCAGAUACCAGACCCGGCGGCAGCAGGCCCAGCAGAGCCAGUCCGAACCAGAACCUGAGCUGGCUUCAGGAGACUCUGAUUCGGCAGCUUCAGACCCAAAGGGGUUUGAGACGUCAGAUCAUGGCUCUGGGUUGCAUGUAGAGGAGGGGAAACCCAGCGAGGAUGACUCUCAAAUGAUGGAAAUCACCCCUGAGACCCUGGGCCUUCCCUCUGACAUGACCUCCCUGAACUUUGACUACGAUUUUAACUUUGAGUAGGAGCUGACUGGACUCUGAAUGUGGGGAGGUAUAUCUCUAGGAAGUUCAGAGGAUCAUAAGCCACAGUCAUUUAUUAACAUUGGACUUGAAGGCAGCUGGAAGUAACGAGAGACACUUGAGAUGAUAGACUUGACACUUUCAAAACAUUGACCUUCAUCUGUUUAAAAGACCAGUUUAAUGUUUUGGUAAAUCCUCUUUUCUGUCUUCUACAGAGUCCAAUAAGAAGAUGGGUAUCAGUUUCAUCUCGGUUGUUCAGCACAAAGAUAGAUAGGUUCAGGUUGUGCCUAGCCCUGCUCAGCACAUAGUAGUAUACUUUUCUUAACAUCAAAAAAUUCCCUUGAAGGACAAAAACCAACAACAAAUGUCUGAAUAUUUGUUAAAAACUGAUGACUUUAUUCUGCUGACAAGUACCAGCCUGAUUAAAGUUAAUGCCUUCAUACCAAAGACCUCCAUAGUAGGCCAAAAGCUAUUAACACAUUUUGAGUGACAUAUUCCUUCAUUACAGUUAACUGUUCAGUCUGGUUGUUUUUUUAAAUCAUUUCAGCUCAUAAAACUAGCAAAGCAGAAUCAAACUAUACUAGUUUAUUAUACUAUAAUAAACAGUUUGGCUCUUCACUGUGCUUGUAACUGAUUUUGAAUGACAAUGUGAAGCCAGAGCACCACCACUACACUACACUACCACUCACCAUCCAGGUCCAACAUUUUAUACAAAGCUCCAUUCCUGCUAGUUUAAAUAAUUACUGUCGAUAAAGUUUAGUUCGAAGAGGAUUUUUAAGUUCUUUUCUCCUCUGCUCUGUCGAUGUCUCUCAGCUCAGAGCUCAUUGGUUUCCUCUGAAGACUUUAAAAUCACAAAUACUCUCAUGUUUAAAAAGGUUCAGUAAUUUCCUAAAACAGCUGGUCACUAGUUUUUAUCAAACAAACAGGAAGAAAAAGCACAUUUGUUGGCGAGUAUUUUCAACCGCGGAUGAAUCUACAUUUGGUGCUGUAUUGAGUAUUUCUAGCUGCAGGACGGUGUGUGUGUGUGAGAGAGACUGAAUCAAAAUAAAGUACAGUGUGUGUGUUUGAAGGAACAUAAUGUGGCUCAUUGACGUGUUUUUAAUAGUUUUUGGACAACAGAGGUCUGCGGCACAGUUACACUGUUAGUAGAUCAGUUCAUCAUUGGUUUGGAGCUGCACAUGAAGAAAAAUAUAGAAUAUCAGCAGCCUUCUGGUUCUGUAAUUUUUGGAUAAUAAUGGAGCUCUAUGGUACAGAACGGGGCUGUUUGGUCCCCUUAGUUCAGUGCUUCUCAACCUUGGGGUUGAGACCCCUCACAGGGUCGCAGGACAACUAAAAGGAAAGGAGGAUAUUUUUUUCAGACAUUUCUCUAAUCUUAUAUUUCUAAUACUUCUUUUUUAAAAAAUGACUUUUUGGUUGAGUGGGUUGUAAACAUAAGACAGCGACUGUUGUGGACUUUAUUUUUGUAUUAUAUGUGAACAUUUGGCUCCACAGACGAUACUUGUUGGAAUAAACUCCUUGUUUGGUUUCAGCCUCUUUAGGGAAAUUUUAGUUAAUGAUAAAACGCACAAAGAUGAAACUGAUGUCCACUUCUCAUUUGACUCUGGAGAUGACUGAAUAAGAGGAGUUUCUAAAAUGUCGGACUGUUCCUUUAAAGAUAACCGCUAUUUGUGUCGCACCUUUUCUCCUUCUCCUCCUGAAGGUAACGUACUGUACACUGUUUGUUGUUUUUCUUGUUUUCUAUUCCAGUUCAGAGUCACGAGUCUGUUCCUUCUGUUUAUUUUCUCCUCGAGGUGUUUUUGAUUCGGGGACAAGAGUUCUGAAAGUUCUGAGCUGGUUAAGUAAAACCGGCAGCACGGACCAACGACGGCUCGGUUCGUUAGAGAGCUGUAGCAGCGACAUCCAGGAAUGGAUUCCUAUAAAACUGCACCAGGUUUCCUCCCUUCAUUGUGUUUGAUGCACUGAUCUGCGCUCAGUGUCACUGUGUUUGGGUCACAAUAGAAACCAACUGCUUGUCCUAUAAAACUUGUUGCUGUAAGUAGAGUUUUAAUAAAAGCUAGUGAGGAUAUAAACAGCA